This is a messenger RNA of Bursaphelenchus xylophilus (pine wood nematode), 636 nucleotides long. NCBI's taxonomy places the organism in Eukaryota, Metazoa, Nematoda, Chromadorea, Rhabditida, Aphelenchoididae. The record is from the annotation of a GenBank genome assembly.
AUGCAAUGUUAUCACGGGAAAAAGAACCGAGAUGGCGAUUGUGAAUGCGAGCCCGCGUAUGCGGGACAACUAUGCGAGCGGAAGAAGCAUUGUCAAGGAUUCGAGUUGCAUUUCAAUUACAGGCAAGAAAUGCAUUAAUUUUUUAAGGUUUUUGAUAGUAAUUAGCGCCACGAAAACCAUGAUUAAUAUAGAGUCAUCUAUAAAAUUGCUUAAGCUAAUCUAUUUUCAGUUGUGUUAGCUGCGAAAAAGGCUGGACUGGUCAGGAAUGCGACUUUAUUGACUGCGGACAGAAUGGACUGCCCACAAGUGCCGUUGAAUGCCAAUGCACGGAACCUUACUCGGGACAAAUGUGUGACCAGCUGAAGACUACUGAUGUUUAUUUGUACUAUAAUUCAAAGAUCUACUCAAUGGGUCCACUCGGAGUCCUCACAAUCGUCCCAAUGAUAAUCAUCUUGUUUGGGUGUAAACAUCUCGCCGAUAAACGACAGGUAAGACCUGGUUUUGGACUCCUUUAGCUAUUAUCAUACAUAUUUUCGCAAAUUUUUACAUUUUUAGGUUUAUCGAGUGACCAAGGCGCUGAAAAAAGAUCAUGACAUAGAGCCAUCACAAGUUCGGAGUUUCCUUAAGGGAUAUUGA